Fulvia fulva is the source of this 1434-nucleotide messenger RNA. Its product is annotated as Alpha-L-rhamnosidase rgxB. NCBI's taxonomy places the organism in Eukaryota, Fungi, Ascomycota, Dothideomycetes, Mycosphaerellales, Mycosphaerellaceae. The transcript is spliced from 5 exons. The record is from RefSeq and is a predicted model, not a curated record. Gene Ontology annotation, biological process: carbohydrate metabolic process. Bases 1 to 1434 code for a protein of 477 amino acids. Gene Ontology annotation, molecular function: polygalacturonase activity.
AUGGAAAGACUACUCACAAGACUACUUGCUCUCGGGCAAGCGCCGCUUCUCCCCACUGCAGCGUCUACAGCCGCUUCGGCCUUGUCCACAGCAGCCUCGCCACCAGACAUCCCGGAGAACCACUGGACACCUGACAGACCCGAUCCAUAUGUUUGCGAGUAUCUCGGCUUGAACGGCUGCUGGGCACCGUCUCAGCCUGGUGAUGGCACGCCAUACAUGCACGAUGGCAACUGGCCGAAGAGAUCCAAGACAUGCACCGUAGAGGCAAGUGGCAACCCCACUGCAGACGACGCGCCAGCGAUCCUAAAGGCCUUUGCCGACUGCAAAGAAGAUGGCCAUAUCAUCUUCGAAAACACCACUUACUACAUCGGCACAGUCAUGAACACUACCGGACUGCGCGACGUUGACAUCGAAGUUCGCGGAACAUUACUAUGGGACACCAACAUUCCAUACUGGCUGGCAAACUCGUUACCGAUUGGCUUCCAGAACCAGACUUCCGCUUGGCAUCUCGGUGGCGAACGCAUACACUUCUAUGGACACGGCUACGGCACACUGGAUGGCAAUGGCCAAGCUUGGUAUGACUUCAACCAAGGUAUCUCGAACCGCCAUGGUCGACCGCAUGCGAUUUUGAUUGAGAAGACGAAGGAUAGUGUGAUUGAAGGUCUGCGCUUCAUCAAGUCGCAGAUGUGGACCAUGACUGUGGCUCGGUCGGAACGAGUUCUUUUGCAGGACAUUUAUGUCAACAAUACAAGCGAAGAUCGUGACUUCAGAUCAAAUGUCAAUACCGACGGCGUCGACACCGUCUACACUGACAGCAUCACCUUCCUCCGCUGGACCAUCGACAACGGCGACGACGGCAUCUCCAUGAAACAAAACAGCACAAACAUCUACAUCGCCGAUUGCGACAUCUAUCAUGGUACAGGUCUCGCAAUGGGAAGUAUUGGCCAAUAUCCUGGCCAAAUCGAAAUCAUGGAAAACAUCACCGCUGAGAACAUUCGCUGCUACAACACCGCUUACGGAGCGCGAGUGAAGACCUGGACUGGUGUGCCGAAAGGCGAGCCACCGAAUGGCGGAGGUGGUGGUCUAGGCCAUGCCAAGAAUAUCACGUUCCGCGACUUCACCCUUGAUAAUGUUAAUCUUGCGUGGGCGAUUUCGCAAUGCACGAGCUAUAAUGGUGAACGCGGUGAUUGUGGGACGAGCAAGUUCAAAGUUGAAGACAUGAACUGGGGCAACGCCAACGGCACUCUGAGAGGCGAUCGGGUCGCAACACUAUGGUGCUCCGAGGCGGCACCAUGCACUGGUAUCAACCUCUUCAACAACACGCUAUGGGCACUGGACCAGAACAUUCCUUCGUUCUCGUACUUGUGUGAAGGUGUCGAGAGCACGGAGAACUUCAAUUGCACGCAUCAGUGCAAUGGCGAUUGUCCCAAGUAG